Prosopis cineraria is the source of this 1344-nucleotide messenger RNA. RefSeq names its product ervatamin-B-like. The record is from RefSeq and is a predicted model, not a curated record. The coding region runs from base 54 to 1106 and encodes 350 amino acids. Gene Ontology annotation, cellular component: lysosome. The transcript has 4 exons. Lineage: Eukaryota; Viridiplantae; Streptophyta; Magnoliopsida; Fabales; Fabaceae. Gene Ontology annotation, molecular function: cysteine-type endopeptidase activity.
CAUGCAAGCUUAUUUGAAGUUUCACCUCUCAAUAUCUGAAACUAUAAACAAGCAUGGCUUUCUACAUUUCUAGAACGUUGUUCCUUCAUUUCUUGAUCCUCUGUUCCAUUCUAACAUGUCUCACUUCUGGAUUCCCUUUCAAGGAAUCCGUUCUUCCUUCUUCAAAAGGAGAAGGAGAGUUUGGAAUAUUCCAACAAUGGAUGAAGGAGCAUGGAAAAAUCUACCCAAACUCUGAAGAGAGUGAAAAUAGAUACCAGACAUUUCGAAACAAUCUGAAGUAUAUCACAGAGACAAAUGCUAAGAGACCUGGGUAUCGUUUGGGACUCAACAAGUUUGCUGAUAUGAGUCGUGAGGAGUUUAAGACAGUGUACUUAUGUCAGCUGCCGACGCCGACCACCACUGCUGCCACCACCGCGAGGUCGGACUAUGUGAAGCAGGACUCUUGUGCACCACCUGCUUCGGUGGAUUGGAGACAAAAAGGAGUUGUGACUCGAGUGAAAGACCAAAAGAGAUGUGGAAGUUGCUGGGCAUUUGGAACCGUUGGAGCCAUUGAAUCAAUACAUGCAAUAAGCACAGGGAAACUUAUUUCUCUUUCCGAACAAGAACUCGUAGAUUGUGACUCCACAAGCCUCGGCUGUUCAGGUGGAUUUACCAAAACUGCCUUUGACUGGGUUAUCAAAAUUGGUGGGAUUAGUGAAGAAGCCAAUUAUCCUUAUAGAGCUCGAAAUGGUGUUUGCAAAUCCAACGUGCAAAAUGAAACCAGAGUCGUGAAAAUUAACAGAUAUGAAAAAGUAACCAAGUCAGACGAUGCUCUAUUAUGUGCCACUGCUAAGCAGCCCAUUACCGUCUCUUUAGAUGCAACAUAUCUUCAAUUGUAUCAUGAUGGAAUUUUUGAUGGAGGGGACUGCAAGAGGAAUUCAAGUUACACAAAUCACGCAGUUUUGAUUGUUGGAUAUGGUUCAAAAGAUGGGAAAGAUUAUUGGAUUGUGAAGAAUUCAUGGGGAGAAAAUUGGGGAAGGAACGGAUACUUCUUCAUGGAGAGGAAUAAAAACUCACCAAGUGGGCUUUGCUCUAUCAAUACUAAAGCUUACUUGCCAUCCAUUUAAACUAGAGCACUAGCUAUUAAGUCCAUGUUGUUAUGAACUCAAGUUCCAUUAUAAAUUAUAAAUAAAAAAAAGUCAUGAAUUAUCAACUAUACAAAAAAUCGUUGUACGUGGACUCCACUGACUCCACCAAGUUAGUGUUCGAGUGAACAAAUUAGUGGGAUUAAAGUUUUCUCUCGACCACAUAUCGUGUAUUGCAAGUAUAUGCUCGUUGGCUUAAAUAACACAAUUAAUUGAAUUA